UACUCAACAAAUUGCUUCUCAAUUGUUAGGAAUAUCAAAAUGGGUGGCCGCAAUUUACAGCAGAAAAAGAGGAAAUCGAAGAAGCAAAAGUCCCAGAGUCGCAAACAGAAUAAUAAUCAGAAGAACAAACCCCAAUCGGAGGAGGCCAACGACUUGCUUGUGGAGAAAUGUGAAACAUCAGACAUGGAGCUAGAGGUAGUGGAGUUGUACGAAGAUUUCGUUGACUUUUACGAGGGCGAAGCACACGGGCCAAGCCAGCAGGGGGAGUUCUGCAAAGCACUGAAGGACAAGGAGCUGAUGGAGUACGAACAAACUUUCGUGGCAUUGAGGAACAUUGUCCAGGAGAUCUUUCAGUUCCGCAAGUACGAGGUAUUCAUGAUGCUGUACCCCACGCUGGCCAUGGGCUACCUGCAGAUGGUGUGGAGCGGCGAGAGCCAGCAGGCCAGGGACUACGUGGAGCGGCACAAGGACGAGCUGGACGCCUCCUACCGAAAGCGCAUCGAGAACCUGAAGCUCAUCCGCAAGCGGGAGGAUAUGCCGGGCAGGGCACUGGAGCUGCUGAGUGGCGGGAAGAAGGAGUACUUCCUGAUGGCCAGCACAACCUUCGAGCAGUUCAAGGUGAUCCAGUCGAGGCUCUGGACGAGCAAGCAGCAGGAGUGCUUCUGCGCCCACUUCCAAAUCGCCUCCUACGCCGAUUUCAUGGUGCCCCAGGAGCGGCGAAUCACGGAUCAUCCCCUGCCAGAGCCGUUCAACUGGGCUGCCGCUGUUCAAGAUCCGGACUCCACUUCGGAGCCCCUCGGGCGGAACAGGCUGCCCGCCUUGAGCAUCAACAUGGCCACGCCCGUGGACACAGAGGACGCGGUGACUUGCGCGACGCUCUCGGAGGAUCGCUGCAGCGUGGCGUUCGGCACUGGCUCUGGGAUGGUGCACGUCGUGGCCGUGCGGAAGGACUGGCGGGAGGCAAACAACCUGCGCAGGGAGAAUGUCUUUCAGGCCCACCAGCAGUGGGUGAUGGCCUGCGCCUUCUCCCCUGGGGACCGGCAUCUGCUCACCUCAUCGGCGGAUAAAACGAUGCGGCUGUGGUGCACCCGGAGCGGCCUCUGCAAGAUUGUGUAUACCACGGGCCAGGUGCCACAUACGGCCAGCUGUGUGGCGUUCGCCCCGCGGGGCUGCUACUUCGCCACCGCCUCGGAGGACGCGGUGGUGCGCGUGUGGAGGGAGGACGUGGAGCAUCCCAUCAUCAGUUUGUUCGGCCACUUGGCCAAACUGCUGGUGUGUCGCUUCCACCCGAGUGGCAACUACUUGGCCACAGGAUCGGCAGACGCCACGGUGCGCAUCUGGGACUACCGAAACCACGCCCAGAUGCGCCUUUUCCGCGGCCACAAGGCCCCAGUCAGUGCCCUCGUGUACUCCAACUGCGGACGCUACCUGGUCUCUGGGGGCAGCGACGACCUCGUCAUUGUGUGGGACACGAGCGACGCGCGGAUGCUCCGCUGCCUCUGCCAGCACGAGGCACUGUCCAUUGCCUCCAUUGACAUUUCGUACUGCAACAAUCUGCUGGCUGUGUGGAGCCAGGAGGGCCAGCUCACCCUCUGGACUUUUCAACUGCUCAUGCGGUACUCGUCCAUGGAGAACAGGUCCUCUGCCCAGAGCAAGGACAUCAAUGGGAAGCUGUUGAUUCGCACAGUGAAAGCCCCCGAGGCUGUGAUUUGGCUUCAGAGUGGAUUCUUCGGUCGGGAUGGCCUCGUGGCCAUCUGCACUGAAAACUACAAGAAGGCGCCGGAGGUCCUGGCUUCGAUUGUGAAGCAAAUUGAAAACUUACAACUGGAAACCAAGUCGGAGGCAGAGAUAAAUGAGAUCAUGAAGUCCAUGCUGGAUGAGAUCCUCAGUUACGAAGUUGGCAUCACAGCCGAAGGAAGAUCUGGAAUUCAUUAA
Drosophila subobscura is the source of this 1935-nucleotide messenger RNA. RefSeq names its product transcription initiation factor TFIID subunit 5-like. Gene Ontology annotation, biological process: transcription initiation at RNA polymerase II promoter. Gene Ontology annotation, cellular component: transcription factor TFIID complex. Gene Ontology annotation, molecular function: protein binding; RNA polymerase II general transcription initiation factor activity. NCBI's taxonomy places the organism in Eukaryota, Metazoa, Arthropoda, Insecta, Diptera, Drosophilidae. The record is from RefSeq and is a predicted model, not a curated record. Bases 40 to 1935 code for a protein of 631 amino acids. The transcript has 2 exons.